Messenger RNA from Prinia subflava (tawny-flanked prinia), 3147 nucleotides. It is a transcript of the gene BTK, whose product is annotated as Bruton tyrosine kinase. The transcript is spliced from 20 exons. The coding region runs from base 256 to 2232 and encodes 658 amino acids. The record is from RefSeq and is a predicted model, not a curated record. NCBI's taxonomy places the organism in Eukaryota, Metazoa, Chordata, Aves, Passeriformes, Cisticolidae. Gene Ontology annotation, cellular component: plasma membrane. Gene Ontology annotation, molecular function: non-membrane spanning protein tyrosine kinase activity; protein binding; ATP binding. Gene Ontology annotation, biological process: adaptive immune response; protein phosphorylation; intracellular signal transduction.
GUGGGGUUGGCCGGCCCCGUCCUUCCUCCCUGCGCACCCUGCCGUCUCUCGCCGUCCCUGCUGCCACAGCCACCCCAGCCCUCGGGGUGGGUGCGGUGGGACCCCGGCUGGCCGGAGCGGCGGCAGGAGGGCCCGUUCCAUCCAGAGCACACAGUGAGGACGUGUCCCACCUGCCUGGCACUGCUGGCCAUGACCCUGCUGCUGUGACUCCAGCAACCCGGCGAGCAGAGCACGGGGGGAGAGCGGGGGGCUGACAUGGCCAGCGUCAUCCUGGAGAGCAUCUUCUUGAAGCGCUCGCAGCAGAAGAAAAAAACAUCUCCCCUCAACUUCAAGAAGCGCCUGUUCCUGCUGACGGAGAGCAAGCUGUCCUACUACGAGUAUGACUUUGAGCGGGGGCGCCGGGGCAGCAAGAAGGGCUCCGUGGACAUUGAGAAGAUCACGUGUGUGGAGACAGUGGCGCCUGAAAACAACCCUCCCCCUGAGCGGCAGGUCCCGAGGAAAGGGGAGGAUUACAACAACAUGGAGCAGAUCUCGAUCAUCGAACGGUUCCCCUACCCCUUCCAGGUGGUCUACGACGAGGGGCCCCUCUACAUCUUCUCCCCCACGGAGGAGCUGCGCAAGCGCUGGAUCCAUCAGCUGAAGAGCGUGAUCCGGUACAACAGCGACCUGGUGCAGAAGUACCACCCCUGCUUCUGGAUCGAUGGCCAGUACCUGUGCUGCUCCCAGACAGCCAAGAACGCCAUGGGCUGCCAGAUUCUGGAGAGCAGGAACGGCAGUUUAAAAGUCGGGCGGUCACAUCGCAAGACGAAGAAGCCGCUUCCUCCAACUCCUGAGGAGGACCAGAUGGUGAUGAAGCCUCUGCCUCCCGAGCCAGCCCCCAGCACAGCAGGGGAGAUGAAGAAGGUGGUGGCCCUCUACAACUACGAGCCCAUGAACGCGCAGGACCUGCAGCUGCAGAAGGGCGAGGAGUACUUCAUCCUGGAGGAGAGCCACCUGCCCUGGUGGAAAGCCCUUGACAAGAACGGGAGGGAAGGAUACAUCCCCAGCAACUACGUCACUGAAACCAGAAAUUCCCUGGAGAUCUUUGAGUGGUACUCAAAGAAUAUCACUCGGAGCCAAGCAGAGCAGCUGCUGAAACAGGAGGGUAAGGAGGGGGGCUUCAUUGUCCGAGAUUCCACCAGCAAGACAGGGAAAUACACUGUCUCUGUCUAUGCCAAGUCCUCUGCAGACCCCCAAGGCAUGAUCCGCCACUAUGUCGUCUGCUGCACCCCCCAAAACCAGUAUUACCUGGCAGAAAAACACCUGUUCAACAGCAUCCCAGAGCUGAUCACCUACCACCAGCACAACUCUGCAGGGCUGAUAUCCAGGCUGAAGUACCCUGUGUCUCAGCACAAGAAAAGUGCUCCUUCCACAGCUGGCCUUGGCUAUGGGUCGUGGGAGAUCGACCCCAAGGAUCUGACCUUCCUGAAGGAACUUGGGACAGGGCAGUUUGGCGUGGUCAAGUACGGGAAAUGGAGAGGCCAGUACAACGUUGCCAUCAAGAUGAUCAGGGAGGGCUCCAUGUCAGAGGAUGAGUUUAUUGACGAAGCCAAAGUCAUGAUGAACCUGUCUCAUGAGAAGCUGGUGCAGCUCUACGGGGUCUGCACUAAGCAGCGUCCCAUCUUCAUCAUCACCGAGUACAUGGCCAACGGGUGCCUCCUGAGCUUCCUGAGGGAAGCACGGCAGCGGUUCCAGCCUGCCGAGCUGCUGGAGAUGUGCAAGGAUGUCUGUGAAGCUAUGGAGUACCUGGAAUCCAAGCAGUUCCUGCACAGAGACCUGGCUGCUCGAAACUGUUUGGUGAACGACCAAGGAAUUGUGAAAGUGUCAGAUUUUGGUCUUUCCAGGUACGUGCUAGAUGAUGAGUACACAAGCUCCAUGGGCUCCAAGUUUCCAGUGCGGUGGUCUCCCCCUGAAGUGCUGCUGUACAGCAAGUUCAGCAGCAAGUCUGACGUCUGGUCCUUUGGCGUCCUGAUGUGGGAAGUUUACUCCCUGGGAAAGAUGCCUUACGAGAGGUUUAACAACAGCGAGACAACCGAGCACGUCAUCCAGGGCCUGCGCCUGUACCGGCCGCAGGCGGCCUCGGAGCGGGUCUACGCCAUCAUGUACAGCUGCUGGCACGAGAAGCCUGAGGAGCGCCCCACCUUCACCGCGCUGCUGGGCGGCAUCCUGGACAUCGCUGACGAGGAGUGCUGACCGCGGGCAGUGCCCGCUGAGCGCUGCCACUGCCACUGCAGGGCACACCCACACCAGCUGGCACGGACACGGACACGGCACAGCGUGCGGGAGCCUGGGGACCCCCACGGCUGUGCCCAUAGCUCCAGCACGUGCUCAGAGCUCCAUCGCAUCCUGGAACUCCAUCAGCACCCUGGAGCUUCAUCAUGUGCUCAGAGCUCCAUCAAAUCCUGGAACUCCAUCAGCACCCUGGAGCUUCAUCAUGUGCUCAGAGCUCCAUCAAAUCCUGGAACUACAUCAGCACCCUGGAGCUCCAUCACAUGCUCAGAGCUCCAUUGCAUCCCUGGAACUCCAUCAGGGCCCUGGAGCUCCAUCACAUGCUCAGAGUUCCAUCACAUUCCCAGAACUCCAUCUGGGCCCUGAAGCUCCAUCACGUGCUCAGAGCUCCAGCGCAUCCCUGGAACUCCAUCACUGCCCCAGAGCUCCAUCAGCACCCUGGAGCUCAUCACAUGCUCAGAGCUCUAUCACAGCCCUGGAACUCCAUCACAUCCCUGGAACUCCGUCACUGCCCCGGGGCUCCACCACACCCAGGAGCUCCAUCACCGCCGCGGGGCUCCAUCACCGCCCGGGGCUCCAUCACCGCCCCGGAGCUCCAUCACGCCCCGGAGCCCCAUCGCCGCCCCGGGGUUCUAUCACGAACCGGAGCCCCAUCGCCGCCCCGGAGUUCUAUCACGAACCGGAGCCCCAUCACCGCCCGGGGCUCCAUCACCGCCGCGGGGCUCCAUCACGCCCCGGAGCCCCAUCACACCCCGGAGCUCCAUCACCGCCCCGGGGUUCCAUCACCGCCCGGAGCUCCAUCACCGCCCCGGGGUUCCAUGACCGCCCUGGGGUUCCAUCACCGCCCUGGGGUUCCAUCACCGCCCCGGGGUUCCAUCA